Molecule: messenger RNA, 1153 nt
Organism: Cucurbita moschata (crookneck pumpkin)
Lineage: Eukaryota; Viridiplantae; Streptophyta; Magnoliopsida; Cucurbitales; Cucurbitaceae
Product: RNA exonuclease 4
Exons: 9
Coding region: 143-934 (263 amino acids)
Biological process (GO): rRNA processing
Cellular component (GO): nucleus
Molecular function (GO): 3'-5' exonuclease activity; nucleic acid binding
Source: RefSeq, a predicted model, not a curated record
GCACAAAGAAUUACAAAUUGGAACCCUCCUUCCUCUCUUUUCCCGUUUAGGGCCGCCGGGCGAGAAGACGGCCGAAGUCGACAAGUAUUAUUAGUAGUAUGUGAAUUGCGGGAGUUGGCCUUCGAAGUGGAGCUUCAAGAUUAUGGAGUCUCAGCUCAAGAAGAGCGCUAAACCCAAAUUGCUGAACCCUAAUUGGGCGCUACUCCAACAAAAACUGAACCCUCAUGGUUCAAAGCGAUCCUCCAGUGUACCGAAAUCCGAAGCCUCAUCAAAGACCCUUUUAGGAAAACGCAAGGAUAGAUCUGAUGAGGAGUCAGAUCACUCCAACAAGAAACUUCUCAUUCCAGUGAACGAUGACUUUAGUCUUACAGAUGUAGUAGCUAUGGAUUGUGAAAUGGUUGGCGUGGGCCAAGGUAACAAAAGCGCCCUUGGACGAGUUACAGUGGUAAACAAAUGGGGGAAUGUUAUAUACGAUGAGUUUGUACGUCCUAUAGAGCGUGUGGUUGACUUUCGGACUGAAAUUAGUGGCAUAAGACCCUGCGACCUGAGGAAAGCAAAGGAUUUUCCAACUGUCCAGAAGAGAGUGGCAGAAUUGAUUAAAGGAAGGAUUCUUGUUGGCCAUGCCUUGCGUAAUGAUCUUAAGGCAUUGCUCUUGAGUCAUCCCAAGAAGGAUGUGAGAGAUACCUCCGAGUAUCAGUUCUUCCAGAGGGGAGGAUGUAGAAGAGCCCUCCGCCAUCUUGCAGCUGAGGUUCUUGGCGUUGAGAUUCAAAAUGGGGAGCACUGUCCUGUAGAAGAUGCUCGUUCUGCAAUGCUGCUCUAUCAAAAGAAAAGUAAGGAGUGGGAAAAGAGUGUCAAAGCUGAAGUAAAGCUUAAAUUGAAGCAGAAGAAACGCAAGCCAAGGAAGAAAUCCAAGGAUGGAGGUGGUGUUGAAUGAACGAUCAAACUCCUAAUAUCUUAAUCUGAUGCAGAUCUUACAAAAAUGUGGAACUUGCUGCUGUAGAAUUGAGUAGAGAUUAUAGUCAUUCUUUAUUUUGAGUGAGACCAUUGGCCUGUGUUCUUGGCCAAAUUUUGAUCUUCAAGCUCAAGAACUACUGGUUACUAAUAUUGUACGGAUACGUCAACUUAAUAUCGUAAAGCAACUUUUAAUCUCAAA